Messenger RNA from Cryptomeria japonica (Japanese cedar), 3173 nucleotides. Its product is annotated as serine/threonine protein phosphatase 2A 59 kDa regulatory subunit B' gamma isoform. The transcript is spliced from 3 exons. NCBI's taxonomy places the organism in Eukaryota, Viridiplantae, Streptophyta, Pinopsida, Cupressales, Cupressaceae. Gene Ontology annotation, cellular component: protein phosphatase type 2A complex. Gene Ontology annotation, biological process: signal transduction. The coding region runs from base 706 to 2364 and encodes 552 amino acids. Gene Ontology annotation, molecular function: protein phosphatase regulator activity. The record is from RefSeq and is a predicted model, not a curated record.
GACCAGCCCAGGUUCGAGUCUCAUCCAAUAUAUAUGUACUCGUCAAACUUCCAAUAUACCCAAAUAUCGUCCCCGUCAUAGUCACAGAUAUUAAUCCAUAUCGAUUCACUGUUCGUUCUCUUUAUAUUUUCAGUAUCAUUUCUCUGAAGAUGACAAGAACAAGAUGGUGAAAACAAUCCGCGGAGUCCAAUUACAAAGUCCAAAAUAUUUUAUACCCCAUCAAACAAAUUUAAUAAGAUUUUUCAUUUCAAGGAGACACAGAUCGCUUAUUGAAGUAAAUUCCACAGAUGAUCUCUGUCCCGCUCACCAUUGUUGUACAGCAAAUUAAGGAUUCUGGAAGGUUCCGAGUGCAUUAUAAAUUUGUGCAAGAGCUCUUGUUUUUGAAGCCCUUGUUAUGCGAGGGCUAUGUCUGGUUUAUCAUAGCAAAAAUUUGAUCUAAAACUGGCAAGUUUGGGAGGGACUAAAGUCAAUUCUUUGAGUACAAAGUUUUUUAUAUUUCAAUUCUGUGAACAGGUUCGAGACAGUGAGGUUGUGUGCAACAUAGUUACGUUUUAAAGUUUCGAUUCUGUGACCUGUUAAUGGAGACGAGGCACUAAGGUUGUGUGACACAUAGCUAGGUUUGUUGGUUUCCAUAGCUGGUUUGUUCGUUUCCUUGGGGCAUGUUGUUGGCAGAGUGCAAGUCUUGGGUUUUAUCCUUUGCAAGUUAUGAUAAAGAAUUUUUUACAGAGGCUUCCACGCAAGCAGUCAAAAUCAGAUAACAGCAGCAGUGGUGGCGAUGGAGGAGGAGGAGGAGGAGGAGGGGGGAAUGUGUCAUUAAAUGGCUCAGGACGCAAUGUUACUGGCAAUUUCAGAGGUGGAGGAGUGAGUCCUGCACCUGCAGGGCCACGAACAGUGGUUCCAUUUAAUGUUACUGUACAAAAUAUUAACAGUCAUAAUAGUGGGGCAACAGCAGGUGAGACAAACGCUUGGUCUCCUGUGGGGAAGAAAUUGUCUGCGGAUGUAGUUUCUUCCAAUGGAAGUAUGAAUUUCUUCAUUGUCGAGCCUCUGCCCUCAUUCAGGGACGUUUCAAGCUCUGAAAGACAGAACUUGCUCCUAAAAAAAUUGAGGCUUUGUAGUUUUGUGUUUGACUUCUCUGAUCCUACAAAAAAUGCAAAAGAGAAGGAUAUUAAAAGGCAGACGCUUCUUGAGCUUGUGGAAUUUAUCAGCUCUGUGAAUGGCAAGUUUAAUGAAGCUGUAAUGGAGGAAAUUAGUAAAAUGGUUACUGCCAACUUGUUCAGAACUAUACCUUCAUCUUCUCAUGAAGCUGCAGGAUUGGAUAACCCUGAAGAGGAGGAGGAGCCAACGAUGGAUCCUUCAUGGUCCCAUCUACAGGUAGUUUAUGAAUUCUUUCUGAGAUUUGUUGCAUCAAGUGAGACAGAUGCAAAACUGGCAAAGAGAUAUAUUGAUCACUCCUUUGUUUUAAGAUUAUUGGAUCUCUUUGAUUCUGAGGAUCCUAGAGAGAGAGAAUAUCUGAAAACAAUAUUGCACCGCAUAUACGGGAAAUUCAUGGUGCACAGACCCUUCAUUCGAAAAGCAAUCAACAACAUCUUCUACCGUUUUAUUUUCGAAACUGAAAAGCAUAAUGGAAUAGCUGAGCUGCUGGAGAUUUUGGGUAGUAUCAUUAAUGGAUUUGCAUUGCCAUUGAAGGAGGAACACAAGCUUUUUCUUGUACGAGCUUUGAUCCCAUUGCACAAGCCCAAAUGUGUGGCUAUGUACCAUCAGCAAUUAUCUCAUUGUAUUACACAAUUUGUAGAGAAAGACUUCAAGCUAGCAGAUACUAUCAUUAGGGGAUUACUGAAAUAUUGGCCUAUCACAAAUAGUCAAAAGGAGGUACUGUUCCUAGGAGAAUUGGAGGAAGUUUUAGAAGCAACCCAGGCGGCUGAAUUUCAGAGAUGUAUGGUGCCAUUGUUCAGGCAAAUUGGACGCUGCCUGAAUAGUUCACACUUCCAGGUAGCUGAGCGUGCUUUAUUUUUUUGGAACAAUGAGCACAUUUUAAACUUGAUUGCACAAAAUCGCUACGCAAUAUUGCCACUGGUUUUCCCAGCUCUUGAGAAGAAUACAAAAAGUCACUGGAGUCAGGCCGUGCACAGUUUAACUUUGAACGUGAGGAAGAUAUUUUUGGAGAUGGACCAAGAGCUCUUCCAGGAAUGUGAGCGUAAGUAUCUUGAAGAGGAAAUAAAAGCAAAAGGUAUACAAGAGAAGCGUGAAGUCACAUGGCAGCGUUUGGAAGCAGUUGCUGCUUCAAAAGCUGUAAGUAAUGAAUUAGUGCCAGUAGCACAUCCAGCAGGUAGCAAUUCUGAUCUGAAAGCUUCGUCAGGGAGUUGAUCAGUUAUAAUAUUAAUCACUCCUUGGACAGGGAACUGCAGUAAUUGGAGGAGGCAUUUCAGUUUUGUUUCGACCUCUUCCCUUCGAACUUUCAUGCGAGAUUUUGUGAUUGCGAGUGGGCUAAAAGUUGUCUUGCAGGUAAGUUGCUUUGAAGGUGGUUUGCUGAUUAGAAACUGCCAUCUGAAACAGAAAUUCGAGCUUUGGUUUCGAGUUCGUUUUGCACAAAUGAAACCUUUGAACAUUGAUCUGUUCUCUCAUUUCUUUUUUUGUUAGCUGAAAUGAAAGUUGGAAACAGAGAGCUGGUUGAGAUAUAGGUUAUAUGUGGUGGUAAACCAUAUUUUUCAAGAAUCAAGUUGCUUUCGUUGGCCUCGUACAUUUCUUUCAUUUUGAGGGCCUUCUUGUGACAAGCAUAUUAAUAUAAGCAUUACUUGAAGAAAACUAGUGUAUAAACGAGUUGCAAAAUUUUGGAUUGCGAGAACAUCUAGUUAUUGGCCAUGGUUCUAGUUUCUUUAGAUCCAGAGAAGUGUGAUAACUAUUUUUCUGUUGAUGCAGGGAGCCAUUGAUCCCAUGAAUUCAACACAAGAAGCUAUUAAUGAAUUUGUCUAUAUAAGAAAAGCUUAGAUUUUGUUAAAAAAUCUGAGUAUAUUUCUUCUAUUGGAAUGCUUAUGUUCCACUAAUUAUUUUUUUACUGUGGAAUUAUAUUAUUUCCUGAUUCAUAGUUCGAGUUUCACUUGUGGCCAUUGUUGUGCAAUUAUUGAAUAAUAUUAUUUUCUUAACUUGAUCACUUUACGUGAUCAUUUGCAUCUUGA